Molecule: messenger RNA, 1759 nt
Organism: Boleophthalmus pectinirostris (great blue-spotted mudskipper)
Lineage: Eukaryota; Metazoa; Chordata; Actinopteri; Gobiiformes; Gobiidae
Gene: utp11
Product: UTP11 small subunit processome component
Exons: 8
Coding region: 142-903 (253 amino acids)
Biological process (GO): rRNA processing
Cellular component (GO): small-subunit processome; nucleolus
Source: RefSeq, a predicted model, not a curated record
AGGAAGUGAAACCCACGUGUGCCAAAGCAUCAGGAUAGCACAGAGCUGCUAAGGAGGACUGGAAAUGCUUAUAAAUUCGUUCUAGGAACUGAUAUAACUUUCUUUGAUUUGUACUUGAAGUUCUCAGACGCGUUAGGCAAAAUGUCGUCGUUCAGGAAAGCGUUGAAAUCCCGACAAAGAAACCACCAUGAAAGAUCUCAGCCUGGUUUUCGAAAACAUCUGGGAUUGUUGGAGAAGAAGAAAGACUACAAACUUAGAGCAGAUGAUUAUCAUAAGAAGCAGAACACACUUUCUGCUUUGCGGAAGAAAGCACUGGACAAGAAUCCUGAUGAGUUCUACUUUAAAAUGAUCAACACUCAGCUGAAGGAUGGAGUACACGUAGAAAAGAAAUCCACUGACGAAGAGAUGACAGAGGAACAGAAGAAGAUGAUGCGGACACAGGACAUCAAAUAUAUAGAAAUGAAGAGAGUUGCUGAAGCUAAGAAAAUUGAGAGGUUAAAAGGAGAGCUUCAUCUUCUAGAUGCAGACAACAAACCAAAAAACAAACACACGUUCUUUGUGGAUUCAAAGAAAGAAGUGCAGUCAUUUGAUUUGGCGACCCACCUCAACACUAUGCCUGAGCUGGUGGACAGAGUGUUCAACCGGCCAACUAUAGACACACUGAAAACCAAGCACAUCCAAGGAGCUGUAGAUCCUCAAAGUGUGGAGAAACUAACUAAACAACGUAGGCACCAGUAUAAAAUCCUUGGCCAGAGGAUAGACAGAGAAAAGAAGAUGUUUGUCAUUAGUGAAAAAAUUCAGACCAGAAAAGACCUGCAGGAUAAAAGAAAGAAGAUUAAGGUAAAGAAUGAGACAAAAAAUUCUGCAGCUGUUUACAAGUUUGAAGCAAAGAGACAGCGCUGACCACAAAGACUUUCGAUGGCCGUUUCCAUGCAAUGUUUGAAUCAACAAAUAGUGUUGCGUAUUACACAUGUUAUAUUUAGUAAUCCUGUUUUCUUGAAAUAAAAAAUACCUGGAUUUCCUGAUAUAAUAUUAUUACUUUGUACAUAAGCAAGUGCACAGUCAGAUUGUUCUUUUUUUUUUGUAUAUUGUUUUGCUGCCAGUAGGUGGUAUCAGUGUUCUAAAAAUACACUGAAGGGACAAAUAGGCAGAAGAAAUGAUUGUAAUAAUAAAGAAACUAAAAUAAAUUCACUGUUUUUACAUGGAUUAAUGAUCACUUUAAAGUACACAUUAUGAAAGUACCCCACAGUAAAAGUGCAGGGUUAAGACUAUUUAAAAGCUUAUGUUUGUUUAAAAUUGUGGAAUUAAUCGGGAAUAUGUUUAGGAUAGACCUUCCCCAUUUCCAUCUAAAUUUUGUUUUACUUUAUUUUUUCUGCUUAAACUUGUAAAUUCUAACUGAUGUGAGAAACACUGGAUGUAGCUUUUUUAUACACACCACAGAUGUGAAGACACUGCCUCCACAUCCGCUGAAGGACACUCUUUUGUGGGCUGCAUCCUUCAAAGACACAGCCCUUGACUUUUGCAGAUCAUAUUCAGUUUGUACAGCAAAUUUCACAGAAGACCUUCUCCACCAUUUCAGAGCAACAACUAAGGGCACUGGCAGUUCAUGACAGUUAUCUAAAUCUGUAGUUAGGUUAUCUUUAUUUAAACUUGUGAGGCAAAUGCAGCUGUCACUAGGCCUUACUCCUUAAAUGUCAAUAUGGCAAAACUGCAUGGAUUUUCUAUUGUAAUGUAAUGUUAAAUAAAUUAUAUUAGCUGA